This is a messenger RNA of Rhipicephalus microplus (southern cattle tick), 2457 nucleotides long. RefSeq lists its product as uncharacterized. The record is from RefSeq and is a predicted model, not a curated record. Lineage: Eukaryota; Metazoa; Arthropoda; Arachnida; Ixodida; Ixodidae.
GUGGGCUGCUGAGCUUCAGCGCGACGCUGCCACUCCAGACCCGCCUGCAAGAGUUCGAGUGCCGGUUGAUAGACCUGAAGCAGUCUAUGUGCGCGGGCCUCUCGAAGUUCCUGGCAAACGCCAAAUCACUGAGGACGCUAAAGCUCAGUGCACAAUCCCUCUCGGGUAGGGACGGGACACUCAUUUUGGAAGGACUGAGGCGGAACGCGGCGAUUAGGACGCUCUCGCUCAACAUGACUAUAGUGAGCGCGUUGGUGGCUCCAAGCAACGGCGCGUUCACCGACUACCUGAGAGAGAACCGGACGAUGCGCAAGCUGAUCGUGAAGUCGUACUACCCGGACGACUUCGCCGCUCUGCAUCAGGUCCUCCGCGCACUGUUCCGCCCGGCCACCAUCUCCGAGCUCGAGCUCAUUGGCUUUAUGUUGGACGAGGCUAGCAGCCGCCUCGUCGCCGAGCUAAUCGGCGAAAACCGGUCGCUGAGUGGCCUAAGCAUGGUGGACUCCUUCUUUUACGGAGGCGCAGGAACGACCGAAUACAAAGACAAGUGCCUCAGGAUCACUCCCUGGCUAGCAGCCCUCGGCACGAACGGGACGCUGAAGAAGCUGACCAUGGAGUUGGCAUGCUUCAGUCUGGACGAAUGCAGGUCUCUCUUCCAGGCGGUGAAGUCGAACGCAUCUCUGAAGAACAUCACCGUGGACAGCAUCCGGCACGAGGACGUGGCCGGGAUAUGUCGGGCCCUACGGGAGGCAGGGGUGCGGGAACGCUUCCUCUUCGGCAGGCAUCACGUCGUCAGGAGCCCCGCCGUGACGCUGAAAGAGUGCAAGGAGCUGUCCCGGGUCACCAUCGAUUCGAUCGUGCUCUGCCGUCCCGACCAGCUGCGCACAGCCUUGUGCCUGUUGCCUUCGUGCAGCCACGUGACCUCUCUGAUCCUCGCCGUGUGGCAACCGUUGUUUAACCGCGACGUAUGCGCCCUGAUUGCGCAGUACAUUACGGCCACGACGGUGCUGAAGGAACUGAAGUUGACUUUGGCCUCUAUAACCUCGUACCCCGCGGACCGCGUCGAGAGGGCGCUGAUGCAAGCACUGUGUGCCAACGAGAGCUUGCGCCAGCUGUGCAUGACUGGGCUCCGCUUCAACGAGGCCGAGGUUCAGAUGCUGGUGGACAAGUUGCAGGCAAGUCGGACGCUCUGCGAGCUGACGUUCUACCCGGACGACUACGACUCGACCAUCUGGCUGGUGCAAAAGCUGUCGCCGAUCGUCUCGAGGAACUACACGCUCGUCCGCAUAGAGCUGCCCAGGCAUGUGGUGUUGCGCGCCGACUUGUUCAGUGUCGACGACGCCGUGCGACGCAACGCGUCGCUGGUGUCGCGAGCGGCGCACUUCGUGGCCGGAAGGAAGCUGAGAUACUGCGCGGCCGCUCUCGAACAGAUCCACUGGAACCCCGCGUUGGUGGCCAAAGUGCAGGCGCUCGCACGCGUCGACGAAAACGAGGCCGCGUCGCGAAUCAGCAAGAUCGCCAAGACUUUGCCCGAGUUGGACGGCUUCAUGCGCGCAGCGGGUGUGGUCAAGUACAGUGUGGUCUGCCACGCGCGCGACGACGGUCAGAAGCAGUUGGUGGACAUUGAUGGCGACUGCUGGCUUCACAUUCGGCGCUACCUCAAGAUAGACGACGUCGUGGAUUGAAGAGUACAGUGCGGACUUUGCUCGUGUGGCAUAGCUAUGCGCAGUGUGUCCGCUGUUGUAUGAAUUGAAACUCGCUGUUUUCGCGUGCCAAUAUUCAUCAUCUGCCUAUUUGCGCCCACUGCAGGGCAAAGGCCUCUCUUAUGAUCCGCUAAUCAACCCGGUCCAGCGCCUUCCGUCGCCACUUUAUCCCUGCGAACUUUUAAAUCUCAUCUGCCCACCUAACUUGUCUCCCCUUCAUGCUUUUGCCUUCUCUGGGAAUCCAUUUAGUUACCUUUAAAGACCAGCGAUUAUCCUUCCUACGUGCGGGGCCCAUGUUCAUUUGUUCUUGAUUUCAACUAUGAUAUCCUUAACCGCAGUUGGUUCCCUGAACGACUCUGCCCUCUUUUUUUUUCUUAAGGUUACGGGUAUCACUUUGCUUUCAAUCGCUCGCUGCGUCGUCCUCAAUUUAGGCUGAACCCUCUUUGCAAGCCUCUAGGUUUUUGCUCCGUAGGUAUAAGUACGGACAAGAUGCACCCGUUAUGGUACGCCUUCCUCCUGAGGGUUGGCGGCAGAUUACCAUUCAUGAUUUCAUAUUGCGAACUCCUAACUGUGUAUUUAUGCCAUUUUAUGAGUGCUGCUGAAGUAUGGUGAAUAUUCCGCAUUCCUUGCCUAUAUAAAAUAUCAGAUCCUCACUCGUGACUUGAUGUAUAUUGGUAUUCUCAUUAGGAUUUGGACAUUCGAUGUUGCCAAAAUAUUUCAUAUGCAUUGACUGUGUCAUUAAAAACAGUUUCAUAAA